UUUGCAGUUUGCUCAUUUGGAGGCAGUUGCCAACUUGGUUCAAACUCAUUCACGCGAUAUUGUAUAUUUAAAUACUCAUUUAGUAUAUUAUUAUCAGUAAAGUAGAUAAUACAUAUAUUUUUUUUACUCAGAUUUAUCAGUAUAAUUUAAUUUAAGUACAUACAAAAUUAGUGACUUGAUACAUUUAUAAAUCAGUGUUUCUUGAUUGUGUGCAACUUCGUAAUUAGGCGGCGGUGUUCGCAGUUCAUCGUUGAGUAAUCGAGGUAAUUAUAAAAUACCAAAAUGGGUAAAAAAGUGUUCGUAGUUGGUGUCGGAAUGACAAAGUUUGUAAAACCUAGUCCAGAUAAGGAUUAUCCAGAUUUUGGAAAGGAGGCCGUAAUUGACGCCUUGGCUGAUGCUCGUAUUAAAUACGAGGAUGUGCAGCAAGCAGUUUGCGGUUACGUUUUUGGGGAUUCUACAUCUGGCCAAAGAGUUCUGUAUCAAAUUGGCAUGACUGGUAUACCCAUUUACAAUGUGAAUAAUAACUGCUCCACUGGUUCUAAUGCACUAUUUCUAGCCAAGCAACUAAUCGAAGGCGGUAUUUCUGACAUUGUAUUGGCUGUAGGUUUUGAAAAAAUGACAGCUGGAGCCCUAAGCGGAGGUGUAUACACAGAUAGAACUAAUCCAAUAGACAGACAUACCCUUAAAAUGGCAGAAAUCACAGAUUUAACUGCAGCUCCAAUGACUGCUCAAUAUUUUGGAAAUGCUGGCUUAGAACACAUGAAGAAGUAUGGAAGUACAGAAUUACAUAUAGCAAAAAUUGCUGCAAAAAAUCACCGUCAUGGUGCGAAAAAUCCACGUGCUCAAGGAAACCGUGUCUACACUGUUGAAGAAGUGUUAAAUUCAAGAAAGAUAUAUGGACCACUUACAAAAUUAGCUUGUUGUCCAACCAGUGAUGGAGCUGCAGCUGCAGUACUUAUGUCAGAGGAUGCAGUGAUCCGGUAUGGGUUACAGAGCAAAGCUGUAGAAAUCAUUGGCAUGGAAAUGGCCACUGAUACUGAGGCUGUUUUUAAAGAAAACAGUUUAAUGAAGAUAGCAGGAUCUGAUAUGACUGCACUAGCUGCAAAGCGUUUGUAUUCUAAAACUGGAAUUUCUCCAAUGCAAGUAGAUGUAGUUGAAUUACAUGAUUGCUUUGCUACAAAUGAGUUGAUUACAUAUGAAGGGCUCCAGCUCUGUGGAGAAGGUGAGGCUGGCAAGUUUGUUGAUGCCGGAGAUAAUACUUAUGGUGGACGUGUAGUUGUGAAUCCAAGUGGAGGUUUGAUAGCAAAGGGGCAUCCUUUGGGUGCAACAGGACUUGCUCAAUGUUCAGAAUUAGUUUGGCAACUGCGUGGAGAGGCUGGUGACAGACAGGUGCCACGCGCCCGUAUCGCACUACAACACAAUUUAGGUAUUGGCGGAGCCGUUGUCCUCACGAUGUAUCGGAAGGGAUUCCAAAAUGCCACACCCAACCAGGUUGCAGCUAUCUGCGAUAACCCUGAGGAGUUCAAGGUAUUCAAAUACAUGAAGAUCCUCGAAGAUGCAAUGGCGAACGACGAGGACAAACUGAUCGAAAAAGUCAGAGGCAUCUAUGGAUUCAAGGUCAAGGGUCCAGGAGGAGCAGAGGGGUACUGGGUAAUCAACGCCAAGGAGGGCAAGGGCAAAGUGUCAUACAAUGGCAAGGAAAAAUGUGACGUCACAUUCACGAUCAACGACAACGACGUCGUCGACCUAAUCUCUGGAAAACUGAAUCCGCAGAAGGCAUUUUUCCAGGGCAAAAUCAAGAUCCAAGGCAACAUGGGCCUUGCGAUGAAAUUAACUGAUUUGCAACGCACUGCCGCGGGAAGGAUCGACGCAAUUCGCUCGAAACUGUAAAUUAUCUUGAACCGGUUUCUACCGGUAAUACCACAAAAUCUGGGUUAUGGUGCGGGCAAAGGGCAUUUAAUGUAAAUAAUUUUUCAUUAAAAUAGUGCAAUAGUUAAAUAAUCAAAUGUAUUGCAAUAAUCAUUCCAUUUUUUGUAUAAAAUGGAACUAUGAUACUAUCGUUGAGAUGUUUUUAUCGAUUAAAUUUUAUAUAUUGA
This is a messenger RNA of Pieris rapae (cabbage white), 2096 nucleotides long. RefSeq names its product sterol carrier protein 2 (gene ScpX). The transcript is spliced from 2 exons. The coding region runs from base 283 to 1890 and encodes 535 amino acids. Lineage: Eukaryota; Metazoa; Arthropoda; Insecta; Lepidoptera; Pieridae. The record is from RefSeq and is a predicted model, not a curated record. Gene Ontology annotation, molecular function: acyltransferase activity, transferring groups other than amino-acyl groups.